Melanotaenia boesemani (Boeseman's rainbowfish) is the source of this 2885-nucleotide messenger RNA. It is a transcript of the gene frzb, whose product is annotated as frizzled related protein. The record is from RefSeq and is a predicted model, not a curated record. Gene Ontology annotation, molecular function: Wnt-protein binding. NCBI's taxonomy places the organism in Eukaryota, Metazoa, Chordata, Actinopteri, Atheriniformes, Melanotaeniidae. The transcript is spliced from 8 exons. Gene Ontology annotation, biological process: canonical Wnt signaling pathway; non-canonical Wnt signaling pathway. Bases 193 to 1125 code for a protein of 310 amino acids. Gene Ontology annotation, cellular component: cytoplasm.
GUCUGCAUAAGAAAGCAGCUCCACCCUCGAGCUGCUUGCGGACCGGACAGCAGCAGAAAAAGAAACAAUUAAAAAAAGAAUCGCGUCCUGAUUUGGAUUUAACUUUGCGUGAAGAACCGAGUCUUCACCGGUGCACCGACUGCGCAACCUGGCUUCCAUCACGUCCCUCCUCUGGCUCUGAAACCGACCGUCAUGCUCUCCCCGGGACUCUCCGUGUCUCUCCUGGCUGUGUCCUGCGCGCUGUGGCCGCCUGCGGUCCGGGCGGCGUCCUGCGAACCGGUGCGGAUCCCGCUGUGCCGGUCCAUGCCGUGGAACAUGACCAAAAUGCCAAACCACCUCCACCACAGCACGCAGGACAACGCGGUUCUGGCCAUCGAGCAGUUUGAGGGACUUGUGGGUACUGGCUGCAGUCCGGAUUUACUCUUUUUCCUCUGUGCCAUGUAUGCUCCCAUCUGCACCAUCGACUUCCAACACGAGCCCAUCAAACCCUGCAAAGCUGUGUGUGAGCGGGCAAAGUACGGCUGUGAGCCAGUGAUGAAGCGUUACAAUCACAGCUGGCCUGACAGCCUGGCCUGCAGCGAGAUGCCUCUGUACGACCGUGGAGUCUGCAUUUCACCUGAGGCCAUCGUCAAGGCAGAGGGGCCAGAUCCCUUCUACCAAGACCCAUCCAGGUGUAACUCAGAAUCCAAUUCGGACACCAACAACCUCAACUGUAGGGGACCAAACAGAGAUCGCUGCAGAUGUAAGACGGUCCGAAUGGGUCAGAAAACCUACCUGAAGAACAACUACAACUAUGUGAUCCGGGUGAGGGUGAAGGAGGUGAGGAAUCGCGGCUUGGAGCCCACAGCAGUGGUAGAUGUGAAGGAGGUGCUCAAGUCCUCUCUGGUCAACAUUCCUAAGGAGAUGCAGACUCUCUACUAUUCAUCCUCCUGUCUGUGUCCUCCUCUGGCUCCUGGGGAGGAGUACCUUAUUAUGGGCUACGAAAAUGAGGAGACAUCCAGGUUGCUUCUGAUUGACGGCUCCAUUGCUCAGAAGUGGAAGGACAAAAUGAGCAGGAAGGUGAAGAGAUGGGACGAAAUCCUGCAGUCGAGGGGCCGAGCACCUUCUCGCCGGAGUCGCCACUGAGACCUUGUGUGUGUGUGUGUGUGUGUGUGUGUGUGUGUGUGUGUGCGUGUGUGAGAGAGAGAGAGAGGAUGAGUGAGUGUGUGUGUGUGUGUAGAUAUUGCACUAUCACAGGCUGUUGUAGCUGAAUGUAGUUCAUUUCUUCAUCUAUUAGACUGUUUGGAGUCAGCUGUUUUUCAUUUAUUUCUUUGCACAAACAUUAUUCAGUGUGUAUUUGUUAGUGUGUGCUUGUGUGUGUGUUUGUGUGUGUGUAUAUGCAUACACCUUAAGCACUCAGUUAAGAUGAGAGGGGGGUGGAGCUUUAAAGCUGUUGUCCUGGACCUAUGCACAGCCAAAGAGUAAAUGUAGGACCUUUUUUAUUUUUUAUUAUUAUUUUUUUUUUUAUUUCAGGACCAAAUUCUUAUUUCUGUGGCAGCCAUGUUGGCCACGCUGCUCUUCUCUUUGAUUCUGGUUUUUAAUAACCCUGAAAGUCGGUUAUCAUAAUGCGGUGAUGCAAUGGAGGACAUUUAAAUGAAACAAAAGCCAUGUCAACUUUGAUAGGAUGGAUCUGUAGCCAUGACCUGGACUUCAAUGACCUCUGCAGGAAAUGACAGCAGCAGCAGAAGAACAGUAAUGCGAACAACGAGCAUAGCAGAAAAGGCAACAAGACAUUCAGCUGUGGGCAGAUGGAUGAAACAGAUCAAGGAACCCAAGAUGUCAGGGGUCCACCUGACCCAGGGUCACAACCUCCUUCUGAAAUGACUUUUUUUAUGUGCAUAUACAAGUGCAAAGAGAUGCAAAACAAAUUACAAAGCAAAGAAAAUAUUUUUAAAAAAACAUGCAACUUUUAAAAGGUGCACAAAAUAAUUAUAAGUAGGUGCAAAAUAAGGAAAGCAUAAAAAGAAAAUUAUGAAGAUAGAAAAAUACAAUGAUUAGCAACAAAAUAAAACACAAAAUCACUGCAGAGAUCUUUAUUAUAAAUACAAAACAGGCUGAUUGUAGAGAUAUAAAAAAGCACCACAAAAUGUUUAUAAAAUGGUGGAAAUUGGCAAAAAAAAAAAAGGUAAAAAGCACUUAAAAAGACAUAAAAACAAUAUAAUAACCAGCUUCAAAAUACACACACACACACACACACAAACUCUACUAUUCAAAUUAAUACAAAGUAUAAGAUAACAUACGAUCAUAAUAUGGCAGUAAAAAUAUAACUGCCACAAAAAAACACUAAAUGACAAUAACGACUUAGAAAAUAAAAAAAAGUAGAAAACAUAAAUAGUAACGGUGUUCACAAAAUUACUACAGGAGUUCAAAAUGACUGCAAACAGAUGCAAAACACAACAAAUAACUGAGGAUACAAGAAAAUCAUAAAUAAACAUUCAGCUACUUCAAAAGGGACAAAAUUAUAAUUAAGGUGCUAAUCAGCUUCCACAGAUUUGGGUCAAACAAAAAUCAGCAACACAAGACAAAAGAGGCACAAAAAACACUGUAGUGACGCAGCAUGUGUAAACAGACAAUAGAGUGAGACAGUAAAAGAAACAGGAAGUGUCUCUCAGAUACCUAACACACCAAAUAAUAGAAAGACAUGAAGUUAUUGCAAAUGAGUUAAAGUUUAUUGGCCUUUUUCACGCGUCUGUGCACAUGGAGUUAUUUUUGUCUGCAUCAUCCAUGGAUCUUUGUGUAGUUUAACAUUUAUCUGGCAAAAAUCUAUAGUUAGGAAUAAGAAAUGUGACUUCUUUGUGAGGUUAAUCCAUAAACUGCAUAUUAAAGAUGGAUGUCUGAAAAAUUAA